AUGGCGAUGAUGGCUGGCCGUGUGCUGCUGGUGUGUGCCCUCUGCGUGCUGUGGUGCGGUGCCGCGUCGGCCAAUGGUGAGAAAGAUGCCGAAAAGAAAAAGGAUGAAAAUUCCGGGGGUUCAGGACCUGAUGCUGGUGUCGGUAGUGCUGGACUGCAGGCAAUGCCAGUUUCAGUCAAGGGAGGUCCCGAAAACGCAAAAGCAUCGUUGGGUGCACAAACAGGAAACAGCACCAACCAGCAAAGUGUGGUCACAUCACCACCUGAAAGCCCAAUCAGAGCAGAAGGGCAAGCAGAAGAUGAGGAUGAGGAUGCGGAUGGGGAAGAAAUACCACCAACACCACUACCUGAAGGAGGAGGAGGAGGAAAGUCACAAGCCGCUGAUGGGAAAAUGAAAGUUAUAAAUGAAAGUGAACCAAAACCUGAAAAACAACGCCAAGUCAAAAGUGGAACACAAAACCAGUCAGAAAAAGAAACAGAACCAAAUGCCCAAGUGCAAGCAACCAAAAAAAGAAAAAGAGGGAAGUGGACUAAAGCCGAAU
This is a messenger RNA of Trypanosoma cruzi, 541 nucleotides long. RefSeq names its product mucin-associated surface protein (MASP), putative. Lineage: Eukaryota; Euglenozoa; Kinetoplastea; Trypanosomatida; Trypanosomatidae. The record is from RefSeq and is a predicted model, not a curated record. The transcript has a single exon. The annotation marks the transcript as partial.